ACUUGUGCUUGGACGAGGAGAAAUUGUUUUGCACUUUGUUUCCACUGGUUUCUCAAUUCGGUUCUGCUCCGUCCAGGCUACCGCAUGCAUAGAUAUAACUUUCACGAACAGGCCAGCUCGUGCUUAUUAUGUCCGACUGCGUUCAGUCGACCGCUUCACGGUCGUCUCUCAGUACAUCCUUCUCCAUGCCUGUCUCCUUCUCUGAACAUCCAAGGGCCAGUACCGCACGCCUUGUACGCUCCAAUUCAUCCAAGCAUGCUCGUGGAGGAAGUUUGGGUUUGAUUGACGCUGCCCGUGUGAGGUUCACCAAAGAUUUACCUUCACUCCUUCGUGCUAGUAGCAAGUCUCGCCACCCAAAGUCUCGGUUGUCCUCCCAGGUUCAAGUGUCUGAAAUAGAUAUCUCAGUUCAUUCGGAUUAUGCGAAGCGCUACCGCCCAGAUCCUACACAUUCUGUGAUCGACCCAAUGGACAAUCCUAUAGUCAAUAAUGAGAGACAGGGUAGGAGCCUUGGAAGUAGGAUCGUGAAUUUCUUGAGCCGUUCGCGGUCUCGAUCGCGUUCCAAGAAACGACGAUCACGAUCACUCGAUGUUCCGCCAGUUACUGACUUGCCAGUGUUGCCUGUAAAGACGGGAUCCUUUGGCCGGCAUACGCGACAUUCCGGUCUGCAAGAUGAAGAACCAUCGCCGUCGACCUCAACGUCGAAACCCUCGACACGAUCUCAGUCCCGCCCGCUGUCAUCUACCACCACUGCUACUGACACGACCAUCAAACCACGUCAAAAGGAUAAGGACUUACCGGCAAUACCCCCAAAGCGAUCAUAUACCCAUGCUAACCCCACACAUCUCUUGGCUCCCCAACCCCGACCAUCUGCGAUGGUACAUAUCUUGAACUCGCCUCCUUUUCCUCGAGGUGAAUACGCACGAGACGGCGUUGAUGCUCCGGACUCCGGUGACUACGGCGGUCGAUGUUCGCCACUAUGUUUACCUCCUAGAUUUACACCACCUGGCGCCAGAAAUAAGGGUAAAGAAAAAGAACGAGAACGAGAACGAGCUUCGAAAGGACGGGAACGCGACGGAAGUCGCGAUACUGCAAAAGACAAGGACAGAGACAGGAUCACUGCUCCUCGUCGAGUAGGCUCGCCUAUACUUCGAGAACGAGAGCGAGAAUCUCGAUCAGCGAUCGGAACCGUUCCAAUGGAGAAAGUUGCCAGUGGAAGUGGGAAUAGUCGCAGAAGCUCCGGGCGAGAAUCAGUAGCGGCGAAUGCAAUUUCAGUCUCAAAGGUGAAACGUACCAAGCAUGGAAGCUUCGACUUCGAAAGACCUAUUUCUUCCCCUAAGGUGGACGGUAACUUCAGUGUGAAGACAGCGCUGAGGGGUAUGGGGAUUGGUGCUGAAACUCGUGCACCUAGCGCGAUACCAAUGAUGAGAAGCACCAGUCUGAAAGCAACCCCACGAUCACCUUCAGGUUACGGGAAUGGUCAUGCCAAAUCCUCAUCAGGUGGCGCUGGGGCUAAGCCCAGACCUGCACCCGAUUCUUUAGGGAGAACGAAGAAACCACAGUUGGAUGUACAUACAACUUCCUCAUCUAAACCUAGUAGACGAGGAACAAAUGAUUCUGGUGGUGGAUCCUCUCAUGCUUCGCAUUCUGCUCCCGGUCCUCGGAUACACUUCACUCCAUCGGACGCAGAUCCAGCAUCACCAACGUCAUCUCAAUCAGGCCAUUCGUCUAGCUGGGGCAAGAGCGGAGGAAAACAGAUUCUUCGUAGUUCGCAUGGUGCAUUCAAAUUUGAGCCUGCCGUGCCUAUGAUCCCGGGUUCACCUGCUUCAGAUGAGCGGAAAUCUGCUGCCCGUGGAGGACCUGGUCCAUCCAAUCUUAGCAACCCUCCAACUCCAACUAAAGCCCUACCGCAACGUCCUUCAACUAAAGGCCGUUCCCUUGAUCUAGGCUUGGGCCUUUCGUGGGCGCCAUCGAGAGUGAGGGAAGAGGCGAUGUUGCCGAGGAGUCAUGUGGGGGUGAGCGCGAGUACGAGCAAAGCAAGAGCAAGGUAUAGAGGUACAUGGGUUGAUCAGGAUGCUCGCCAUGAGUUUGGAGUUGGGUCCAGAGCAGAGCCUAUUGGAUCGGAGGUUGCGCAUGCAUUUAAGGACGCACUUGGAGAUGCUGCAUAUUCCAUAUUCAAGAUGUUUGUCCACCGCUUCGACGCUCAUGCAAUACCACUGGAAGGUCCCUAUGGAUUGAUAUACCAUGCACACCGCUUGCUGGAUGAAGCGAAUACCCUGGACGAGAGGAAUAAACAGCUGCUGAUGGAUAAGUUCGUACGUAUGUUUCCGUUGUUGAUCGUCCUUCAUCUAUCGUCAUCUUCAUGCCGAUUUACUGUAGUGUUCUAAUGCACCCACUCAUAUCUUACAUCUUUUGCAUUCAAUCUCAUGUUCACCUUACUCACAUUCUUUAUUUCUAACUCUUGUAUUCUUGGACUGUUUGGAAUUUCUUGUAGUUCAUCUUGGAUCUCUCACUCACCCUGUACCCUCUUUGCGUCUUUCAUAUCCUCACAUUCCUACACUCUAUACCGGUAUAAUACUGCUUGUCAUCCCAAGAAACCUGAUUGUACAAUCUUUGUAACUGCUUGAACAUAAGACACUUUGACUUCAUUCU
This is a messenger RNA of Somion occarium, 2649 nucleotides long. The record is from the annotation of a GenBank genome assembly. Lineage: Eukaryota; Fungi; Basidiomycota; Agaricomycetes; Polyporales; Cerrenaceae.